AUGGUCUUCCACUCUGCCAACGCUAAGAAAGUGACUAAAGUCAUCAAGGGUAACAAAUGCCCCACAUGCAGCGCGAACGUGUCUCGCGCUGCUGAUCUUUCGCGCCAUAUGUUGAUACAUUCGCCUCACCGUCGUGAGAUGAUGCACCAGUGUCCCUGGAAGGGCUGCGAAUACGCGACGCUCCAGAAGGCGAACCUCAAUACACACAUUAACGCCAAACACACGCAUGACAAGAGAUUCCCUUGCCAAGUCUGUCAUAAGACGUUCAAUGAUCCGUCUGCGGUCAUUCGCCACCGCAAGCGCAUCCACAAGAUGAAUGCCCGCGAAUUCCGCCGGUACUGCGAGCUCAAGGACAGCGACUCGGGCUACGAGUCUAAUUCGUCGUCCCCCACCCCUGAAGUCAAGUUGGACACCUCUGAGCUCCUCGCGUUCGACGUGCCUUCUGCGUCCCAGAGCAGCCCCAUCGAUAUCUGCUUUGACGCUUUCGAAUCUAGCUCUGCACUGGCUGAAGUCGAGACCAAACCCUCUGUCGCACCUGAGACCUACACCCCCGCCCCAAUAGCUGCCAUCGACCCGACUAGCCUCGCGAUGUUCGAUGCCUUGUGGUCUCAGGAUGGUCAACCCACCUCAGCCACAUAUGACUACAACACCUACGUUCACACUCCCCUGACCCCUCGGAGAGCGAUUCUCCCCAUGCCUGAGGGUUACCAGCAGCCGUCGUCCGGUUCAACGAGCUGCGUCUACGACAACAGCAACUACACCGACUUCCAAUACUCCGCUUCCACCUUCCCCAUUCAGGCUCAGAGCCCAUCUUAUGGGUAUCAGAACAACGCGUUCGACUACUCCGCCCAGUCAUACGACUUCGCUCAGCCCCAGCAAUCACAACAGCCGCAGUUCGACCUCAGCUUCGACAUCCCCUCGUCUGUAUCGACAGCGAUGCCUGAAGGCGACUUCCACUUCGACUCGCAGGAGCUUGAGUACUACCUCGCCCUCGAGUAUGUUCGCCUCCAGCAGCAGCAGCAGCCGGAACAGUGGCCUGCCUACUAA
Molecule: messenger RNA, 1047 nt
Organism: Coniophora puteana RWD-64-598 SS2
Lineage: Eukaryota; Fungi; Basidiomycota; Agaricomycetes; Boletales; Coniophoraceae
Exons: 3
Coding region: 1-1047 (348 amino acids)
Biological process (GO): regulation of DNA-templated transcription
Molecular function (GO): RNA polymerase II cis-regulatory region sequence-specific DNA binding; DNA-binding transcription factor activity, RNA polymerase II-specific
Source: RefSeq, a predicted model, not a curated record